GCAAAGCAAGGAAAAGUGACAAACGAUUGCAAGGUUCUCAUGCUAGCGGUUUCACCAUGAGAAUGUCCUGGGUAUUAACGGUAGUUCUCUUCUCUGCCUCUGCUUUGGCAAAGAAAACAGAACCGAGAAGCGUCAAAGGAGAACUUGUCAUUUGCAGCGAAAACGACGCAGUGGACCUAGUGUUUCUGCUGGACGCCUCCAAGAGCGUGGGCUUCAAAAACUAUGGACGGGUGGUCGGCUUUGUCCAGGAUUUUGUGAAUGUGUACGAGAUAGGACCUGGUCACACCCGUAUUGGUCUAGUCUACUUCAGUGUAAAGGCGACUAAAUACAUGGGCUUGGCAGACUUCGCGGACAAGCAAGCCAUUUUGGAUCAUAUCGGUCUGAUGAGUGAAAAAACAUUUAAGAAUGAGUUGGGCGGUAGAACCAACACUUCGGGGGGCUUGGCAGUCGUUCAUAGCGUCUUCCAUGCAAGCCCCAGGACCGAGACUGACGCAAAGAUGGUGAUUCUCAUUAGUGAUGGGAAACCAAACUCUGACAAAGAAUUAACGGUUCCGAACGCUGAUAAACUGAAGGCAGACGGGAUCCAGAUAAUGACUAUAGGGGUCGGGAACUCCAUCCGAAGAGACAAUCUUGAGUUGAUCGCCUCGGAACCAUUCGACAGCUACGUUUUUACCACAAAGAACUUCAAUGAUUUGAUCUCCAAGACACAGGAACUGAUCGCGACAGCUUGUAAAAAUGUCGAAUACUUAAAGUGUCCACCUCAUGAGAGGAGCAUGCAGAUUCUCGCAGAACAGCACGCGGCAAUCGAUGAGGCUAUAGCCGACUUACAAAACGCCAAGGACCUGCUGUGGGAACUGGAUCACCGAUGCAAUGUGAACCCGUGCCCCAGUUGUUUCGUGCGUAAUGAUGACUUCAAAUCCUGCUACAUUUUCGUUGCUGAGACAGUGAGCUGGGCUGACGCCGACCGACUGUGUGCCCGCCUUUACGGGGCCCGUCUGGCGUCCCUGAAUUCCGCUGAAGAAUUCAACUACAUCAAAGGCGAGCCCUUCAAUGACAGUGGUGUCGCUUCCUCAGGGAUCGAUAAAUGGUGGAUCAGCGGCAACGACCUGAUGGAACGCGGCACUUUGAUGUGGGCGGGGGAUGGUCACUCUGUGAAAGUCGACGUCACUGGGGACCCUGACACUGGUCGGUGCGUCUUCUUGGAUGGUGCACACAACCUUAGGAUGACAAGAGGUGCUUGUGGUGUGGCCCAUGGUUUCGUGUGCGAGCGAGGUUUCUAAGAUCGAUAUACAUUGAUUUACCCUCCCAAAAAGAGUCGAUGGAUUGGGUUACGUUUUUUCAACAAGGUUUUCUUCAAUUAUAGACGAUUCUUUCUACAACAGUACUGGACUCUCUAAUUACCGUUUUCUCAAAGUGCUUUUCCUCGGUUUAUCGCGGUUUUAGAGGUACGUGUAAGCUGUAUUUGUUAAGAUGCUUGUCUACUAGACUUUAUAUGCAUAGUCUAGACCAGGGGUUUGUGACUUAGACGUACGUUCUCAGUGUUGACAACUGCUGUAUCUCCCUUCACUGAAUAAUGACAGUUGCAAAGCU
Lingula anatina is the source of this 1590-nucleotide messenger RNA. RefSeq names its product collagen alpha-1(XIV) chain. The record is from RefSeq and is a predicted model, not a curated record. Lineage: Eukaryota; Metazoa; Brachiopoda; Lingulata; Lingulida; Lingulidae.